UCCAGGUCUAGGUCGUCUUACAGUAGCUCAUCCUACUCCAAAUCCCGUUCCCGUUCUCGUUCAUACUCCCGUUCCUCCAGUCGUUCCAGAUCCCGUUCUAGAUCCCGUUCCAGGUCUUACUCCCGCUCCUCUCCGUACUCCCGCCGCCACGGACGACCGCGGGGCUACCGCUCCCGUUCCCGUGGCUACCGCCGAUCACGCUCGCCGCCGCAUUUCAGGGACCGAGAUGGGGCGGGACGGGGGAGAGGACGUGGACGAGGAGGAGGGUACCGGUCACGCUCUAGAUCACCUGGCCAAGGGGGGUACAGGACCCACACUCCUCCACCCCCAAGCUCCAGGAAGCCUGCCYCUGCUGGGCCGCCACCGGAGGGAGAGAGGAAAUACCCGAGCCGGACCCGGGAGAGGGAUCGGGAGCCGGCGGUGUACGACCGUGGUCCAGACCACAAUGACCCGUACGAGAGGGAGAGGUACCGGGAGUGGGAGAAAGAGUACAGGGAAUGGUACGAGAAAUACUUCAAAAACUACAACUCCCACAACCCUCCUCCCAAUAACCCCCCUCUGUACAGGGGCCGACCCGCCCUUAGUUUCGCCCCCGCCCCUGUGCCACCCACAGCCGCCGGACGAGACAGAGACCCCUACAACCCUCCUCCACCCUCGGACUUCUACCCCUCCCCCCGACGCCGCCUGGACCGUGGAUCCUCCCCCUUCAGCCGAGGGAGGAGGCGAGGUGAGGACUAUCCCCCUCCCCCCUCACACCCCUCCCCCAAGGGCAGGAACCAGCCAAUGACUUACCAGGAGAAGUGUGCUGAGCAGUUUGGAAAUGUGCCACUGGCCUGGUCAGCCAAUCAGGAUCCUCAGACGCCACUGAAGGUCGCUAAGGGUGACAGAGAUCCGUCGUCGAGCGUCGCCGCUGCCGCGUUCACUGUGACCUCCGACCUGAAAGAGCAGAAGCACAGGAAGAGGAAGAGGAGGAAGACGGAGCAAGGGAGAGAGGGAGGAGAGUCCUUCAGUGCGUCUGACUCUACGGACGACGCUCGGAAAGAAGAAGAAGAGAAGGAGAAGGAGAAGAAGAAGAGGACCGGGAGUACUCCCGUUGGUUCGUCAAGCCAUGACGACUCCACCCCAGUACGGGACGAGCCAAUAGACAGCGACGCCUCAGACUUAGUCCCGGACAAAGCUGACAGGCGGACCAGGGACAGAAGCUGUUGUGUGCUCUCCUCUGUCAUGCAGUUACUAUCUAAGAUCAACAGGUUUUGUAGAGCUGUGUGUCUCCUGCUAAUUGACAGUUAA
This is a messenger RNA of Salvelinus sp. IW2-2015, 1290 nucleotides long. The record is from RefSeq and is a predicted model, not a curated record. Lineage: Eukaryota; Metazoa; Chordata; Actinopteri; Salmoniformes; Salmonidae.